CCCCGGGCGGCGCCCAGAGGGCAGCCAGGGGCCCACCAGGCCGGGGCGCCGGGACGGAAGGAAAAUGACCGAGAGGAAUAACCGGAGGCGGACGAUGAAGAAGGACGAUGAGGCCUACGAGAUCUCCAUCCCCUUCGAGGAGACGCCCCACCUAGAGCCCCAGAUCUUCUACAGCCUCAGCCCUCCCCAGAGCAACUUCGAAGAGCUGCCGGAGCCGCCCCCGCCCGCCCUGGCGCUGAUGAGCAGCAUGAAGACCCAGCUGCACAUGGCCCUGGAGCGUAACUCCUGGCUGCAGAAGCGCAUCGAGGACCUGGAGGAGGAGCGGGACUUUCUGCGCUGCCAGCUCGACAAGUUCAUCUCCUCCGCCAAGGUGGACGCCGAAGAUCACUGCCGCAGCAAGCAGCCCCCGCGGCGGGCGGAGGCGGCCGAGAGCCGGCCCGGCGAGGCCACGGACAACGAAAGCCUGGCGUCCUCGCUCAGCGCCGCCUCGGAGCAGGGCGGCUCCACUGAGCGCAAGAAGCAGAAGCAGAAGGGGGGGGUGAGCCGGCGGCGCUUCGGCAAGCCCAAGGCCCGCGAGCGCCAGCGAGUCAAGGACGCUGACGGGGUGCUGUGCCGCUACAAGAAGAUCCUCAACACCUUCCAGAAGCUGAAGAGCAUGAGCCGGGCCUUCGAGCACCACCGGGUGGAUCGCAACACGGUGGCGCUGACCACGCCCAUCGCCGAGCUGCUCAUUGUGGCGCCCGAGAAGCUGGCCGAGGUGGGCGAGUUCGACCCGUCCAAGGAGCGGCUGCUGGAGUACUCGCGCCGCUGCUUCCUGGCGCUGGACGACGAGACCCUCAAGAAGGUGCAGGCCCUCAAGAAGAGCAAGCUGCUGCUGCCCAUCACCUACCGCUUCAAGCGGUGAUGGGGCCCCCUACUGCCCCCCUACUCCGGGACCCGUCACUCUGCAAACUGCCCUAUCCCACUGCUGACACCAGCGCUGCCCCCUGGGACGCCCUCAAGCCACCCUAUCCCACUGCUUGUACCAACACUGCCCUCGGACUCCCUCAAACCAUCCUAUUCCACUGCUGACACCAGCGCUGCCCCCUGGGACGCCCUCAAGCCACCCUAUCCCACUGCUCGUACCAACACUGCCCUGGGACUCCCUCAAAUCAUCCUAUUCCACUACUACCACCGCGGCCGCCCCCAUCCCCUGGGAUCUGUGAUCCCGUGAAUUGGCCUAUUCCCACGCUGUCCCUCAAGACUCCCCUGAACUAUCUCACCAAUGCUGCCCCCACCCCCCAGCAUCUGUCACCCCACGAACCUGCCUAUCACACUGCUAACACCAAACACUGCCCCCUGAGACCCCCUCGAACCAUCCUAUCCCACUACUAACACCAACGCCGCCCCUCUGGGGCCUCUUGAACCACCCUAUCCCAUGGCUGACACAAAUACAUACCCAGUCCCUGCUGCCCAUCACCUCAGGCAGCAAUGGGAUACCCCCCCCCCCCAAACACACUACUGCCCCCUAGGACACUUCCUCCCACUGCUACCACAAAUAUUGCCCCCCAGAUCACCUCUUGCUUCAAGCAAUGAUGGGACUAGGGCCCUAUCCCGCACUGCUGCCCGUCACCUCUCACUUCUGGGAGUAAUGUCAUAUCCCACCCCCACCGCACGUGAUCCCACUUCUGCCACCAUCGCCCCUGGCACUGCCGCCACCCUCUAUUGCUUCAAACAAUGGUGGGACCCUGCCCUGCUCCAACAGGCCCCCCCGCUACCAUCCACCCCCCCACACUCCUGCCACUCCAGCUCCAGCUCCUUCCUUCUCCUGUCCCAUUCCUCUGCCAGUGCCCUGUGGUCACCGAAUCUCUCCACCCCAACGUGUGAUGAAUGGCUUCGUUCCUCCCUCUUUCUGUGCACACCACCUGCUGGUCUCAGCACAGCCGGGGAGCCAGGACGCCUGGGUUCUCUCCCCGGCUCCGGGACAGGAGCGGAGUCUAGUGGUUAGAGCGGGCAGGUUCUCCUGGGUUCUGUUUGCCCUCUCUGGGGCCUUGGAGUCGUUCCAUUUUUCCUCCCCACUGGCGGAGUGGGGCUGAGUGUCAUGGGGCGGAGCAAGGCGUGGGUGUCGGUUCUGGGAGGGGGCUGUGCCUCCCACUCCUGUCCCAGGCCUGCCCAUGGGAGCAGCUGAGCUGCUGGGCCAUUGGGGAGGUUGGCAUCAGGGCCAUUCCCACACCCCUGCCCUGGGGUAGGAGGCCUGGGCUAGCAGGGGCUGGGCUGGGCUAGCCGGGGGGGCCACGAGCUGGGGGCUUUCUUGUGGCUCAAGGGGUUCUGGUGACGGGUGGGGUGGGGCUGGCUGGACCAGGCUCCAGGAGUCGGGUCAGGUAGGAAAACGCCCGGCUCUCCUGCCCGUGAGGUCGGUCUGGCUGGGUUGUGGGAAUGGGCCACAGGAGGGGGAGGGGGGCUGGCCCCCCGGGCGGGAGCUGGCACUGGAGGAAGGGGGGUGGGGUCAGGCUGGGAAACAAUUUGACCCUCUUGGACUUGCGUCCACUUCAGGCCUAAAAAUUAGGCCUGAGCAGAGCUCUGUGACUCAGCGGGGUGGGGGAUGGGACAUGGGGCCUUUCCCUCCUAUGGGGAGCCUGCUCUGAUCUGAACCCCAUGGACUGG
Molecule: messenger RNA, 2643 nt
Organism: Mauremys mutica (yellowpond turtle)
Lineage: Eukaryota; Metazoa; Chordata; Testudines; Geoemydidae
Product: coiled-coil domain-containing protein 106-like
Exons: 5
Coding region: 65-904 (279 amino acids)
Cellular component (GO): nucleoplasm
Source: RefSeq, a predicted model, not a curated record